Molecule: messenger RNA, 867 nt
Organism: Brassica oleracea var. oleracea
Lineage: Eukaryota; Viridiplantae; Streptophyta; Magnoliopsida; Brassicales; Brassicaceae
Product: glutathione S-transferase T3-like
Exons: 1
Coding region: 1-867 (288 amino acids)
Source: RefSeq, a predicted model, not a curated record
AUGGAUUUUCAUCCAUUUACCGAGUCUGCAAACUUUGUUGAUUUACUUAACAGUCAACAAAGUGUUUCUUCAACGCAAGUUCCCUUCUUAGCUACUGAAGGCAUCGAAGAUUUGCACUUUGCUGAAGCCAGUCGUAAUAAAGAAAGAAGAACUUGGACGCCUACAGACGAUAUUGUUCUCAUCAGCUCGUGGUUAAACACGAGUAAAGAUGCAGUAAUAGGGAAUGAGCAAAGGUCGCUUGCAUUCUGGACAAGAAUUGCUGCGUACUACAAUGCUAGUCCUAAGGUUGCUGGCUGUGAAAAGAGAGAGGCAUCUCACUGCAAGAAUCGUUGGCAGAAGAUCAAUGACAUCGUUUGCAAGUUCUGCGGUGCAUAUGAAGCAGCUACCAGACAGAAAACGAGUGGGCAAAAUGAGAAUGAUGUCCUCAAGCUAGCACACGAAAUCUUCUUCACCAACCAUAACAAAAAGUUCACUCUAGAGCAUGCUUGGACAGAAUUGCGUAAUGGCCAGAAGUGGUGCGCCUUGUCUACUGCUAAAAAAGAUGGAAGCUCCAAGAAGAGGAUGUGUGAGGAUGAUUCAGAGAUGAUGGAGCAUUCUGCUACUGAUGAUGGAGGAACAAAGCGUCCUCAAGGUGUUAAGGCAGCAAAGAGAUGCAGCAAAGAAAGGAUGUCUAAGAAAACAGUGCUUGAUGGGAAUGACCUGUCUAAUUUUCAGACAAUGUGGGGCAUCAAGAAGCAAGAUUUAGACAUGAAAGAAAGGCUGUCCAAAAUGAAGUUAUUGGACAGUCUCAUUGCUAAACCCGAACCUCUUGCGGCUUAUGAAGAAGGUUUGAAGAAGAAACUCAUUGAUGAGUUAAUGUCUAAUUAG